CCUCGUGCCCCUGACCAGAACGGCGGCGGAGUCGACAGCAUGAGGAAUAUGGGGGGAGUGCCCUGGCUGGCCGAUAACAGGAGCACCAAACUCAACGCCGCGCAGAACCGAUAUCUGCAUAUGAACUCUUCAAUCUUCGGCGACGGAGGUCACCGGGAGACCAUUCGUCAACAACGCAGCAAGUUAGCGGUUGAGGACCUAAGGCACAAGGCGGCGGCACAGCAGGAGGCAAGGAAGCUGAGGAAGGCGGAGGAGGAGAGGAUCUACGCUGCUAUGGCUGUUCCGAAUUCCUACGACCCUUCCUUCCAAAACCCAGCCGCCAACAGACGCAAUUCUGGUGAAGGCGGCGUGGUAGCGGUUCGUGACACAGCCGCCUCCGUGAGUGAAACUGGCGGCAGGUAUGGUGGCGGCUACGACCCCUAUGGUGGCGUGGGGUAUGAUGACGACCCAUACGGCGGCGGCGGUGGUUAUGGUGGCGGCGGUGGUUAUGGCGGUGGCUAUGAUGCUGGUGGUUAUGAUGCUGUGUAGAUGCUGGCGGUUAUGAUGCUGGCGGUUAUGGCGGAGAUUAUGAUCAAGGAGGAGGAUACGCCA
This is a messenger RNA of Homarus americanus (American lobster), 591 nucleotides long. Its product is annotated as glycine-rich RNA-binding protein GRP1A-like. NCBI's taxonomy places the organism in Eukaryota, Metazoa, Arthropoda, Malacostraca, Decapoda, Nephropidae. The record is from RefSeq and is a predicted model, not a curated record. Bases 40 to 528 code for a protein of 162 amino acids. The transcript has 3 exons.